Pieris brassicae (large cabbage white) is the source of this 619-nucleotide messenger RNA. RefSeq lists its product as uncharacterized. The transcript has 6 exons. The coding region runs from base 42 to 617 and encodes 191 amino acids. The record is from RefSeq and is a predicted model, not a curated record. NCBI's taxonomy places the organism in Eukaryota, Metazoa, Arthropoda, Insecta, Lepidoptera, Pieridae. Gene Ontology annotation, molecular function: protein binding.
CGUUUACUGACUGUACUUUUUAGUUUUCAAUCAACGUUAUAAUGAAAUGGAGUUUUGCGUUGUUGUUUUUUAAUUUAAUACAUAUAGUGAAGCUCAGAAAGAAUGCAACUGCGCCUGAUCCAAUUGUUGAAAAUCCGAAUUUCAUUAGAGACAGAAUUCGCGAGAAUAUAUGGAAACCAAUGAUGAACGAGUCAUGGACGAAGCGAUUCAAAAAGCCAUUUCACCCAGCCUGGAUGGAUUGGUGUGAUCCAUACCAUUGUAAUGAUUACCACAAAAUCGUGUGCGGCUUGAAUCGGAAGAGUGUUCGCUUUAAGUGGUUUCAAAGUGGUUGUCACCUCGUCUUGAAUAAUAUGUGUUCUACAUACAGAGGAAGUCUUAAAUAUGACAUAGUAGACAACAAGUAUUGUUCCAUGUAUGUAAUGUUUUUACGUCUCGGCUGUCAAUCUGUGUGUUCAAAUACGUUCGAACCUGUUUGUGGAGUUAGUCUGGUCGACAACCAUCUUGUGCUAUUUCAAAAUCGAUGCGCUUUUGAACGGAGAAAUUGUCAAGGAGGGAUCAUAGAAGAAUAUGAAGAAAUUAGUUUAGAUAUAUGUUUAAAUAAAAUUAUGUCGAUGUGAAA